Pediculus humanus corporis (human body louse) is the source of this 1779-nucleotide messenger RNA. Its product is annotated as Ran-binding protein, putative. Lineage: Eukaryota; Metazoa; Arthropoda; Insecta; Psocodea; Pediculidae. Bases 1 to 1779 code for a protein of 592 amino acids. Gene Ontology annotation, biological process: cytoskeleton organization; cell surface receptor signaling pathway. The transcript is spliced from 10 exons. Gene Ontology annotation, molecular function: protein binding. Gene Ontology annotation, cellular component: cytoplasm. The record is from RefSeq and is a predicted model, not a curated record.
AUGGCCGCCAUCAGCAAUGGCCGUAAUUCAAGUGACAUUCACAAUUCAAUUCAUUGUGUCGAAAUAGAUCGUUUAAAGUUUUUAUAUCCCAUGGUAAAUGAAGAUGAAACUCCACUUCCGCGAUCAUGGAGCCCUAAAGACAAAUAUAACUACAUUGGACUGUCUCAGAACAAUUUGAGAGUACAUUAUAAAGGACAUGGAAAAACACAUAAGGAUGCAGCGAGUGUAAGAGCUACUCAUCCCAUACCACCAGCUUGUGGUCUUUAUUAUUUUGAAGUCAAAAUUGUUAGUAAAGGUAGAGAUGGAUAUAUGGGCAUUGGUUUGUCAGCUCAAGGAGUUAAUAUGAACAGAUUACCAGGCUGGGAUAAACAUUCUUAUGGCUAUCAUGGAGAUGAUGGUCAUUCAUUUUGUUCAUCUGGAACUGGUCAACCAUACGGACCUACAUUCACCACUGGUGAUGUAAUAGGAUGUGGUGUUAAUUUAAUUGAUAACACUUGUUUUUACACUAAAAAUGGUCAUAACCUAGGAGUGGCAUUUACAGAUUUACCUCCUAAUCUUUAUCCCACUGUUGGUCUUCAAACUCCUGGGGAAGUUGUAGAUGCCAAUUUUGGACAAGAGCCUUUUAUGUUUGAUAUUGAGGAUAUGAUGCGGGAACUUCGUGCUAGAACCAGGCUUACUAUUGAAGAUUUUCCUGUGUCUGAAGUACAUGGAGAAUGGCAGGCUAUAAUUCAUAAAAUGAUAUCAACAUAUUUAGUACAUCAUGGUUAUUGUGCUACUGCAGAAGCUUUUGCUCAUAGUACAGGACAAGUUUUUAAUGAAGAAUUAGCUUCUAUAAAAAGUCGACAGCGGAUUUUGAAAUUAGUUCUCGCUGGCAGAAUGGGAGAAGCUAUUGAAACAACAUUUCGCCUUUAUCCAGGUUUAUUAGAGCAUAAUCAAAAUUUGCUGUUUCAAUUGAAAUGUCGACAAUUUGUUGAAAUGAUAAACGGAACCGAUUCAGAAGUUUGCCCUAAUCGUUUAAAUCGGGGACACGGAAAUUUUUCCCCCUCACACACAUCAAAUACUCCUUCUCGGCCUGCCAGCCCUAUUCAAACUUCUGUAAUUCAGUCAACUAAAACCUUUAAUGGUAAUAAAGCAAGAAAUCGUAGACUUUCAACGGAACAACUUAAUCAACAAAAUAAUUUUUCUGUAAAUGGCAAUUCCGCCGUUGAUACUGUGAUUCGAACUAACGCUUACGAAGAAAACGACAUCGAUAUGGAUAACACAAAUGUUACUGAAAGGUCAAGUCAUUAUAAUACCAAAGUAUUAUCUCCAGAAACACAAAACGGUGUUCAAAAUGGUUCCAACCAUCAUUUUGAAUGGGAAGAUGUUAAAGAAACUGAAGAUAUGGACGUUGAUUCUUCUAAUAAAAGGCAAGUAUGUGGUGGUAGUAAACCGGGAAUUGAGCGCAUGUUAGAAUUUGGUAGAGAAUUGUACAAUAUGAGUGUAAGGCUCGGUCAGGAGCAGGGAAAAGAUGAAAACAAUAAGAAAAUGCUUCAGGAUGCCUUCAGUUUAUUAGCUUACUCAAAUCCUUGGAAUAGUCCAGUAGGAUGGCAAUUAGAACCUUUGCAAAGGGAAACAGUGUGUUCUUCACUUAAUUCUGCUAUUUUGGAAUCCAGUCAGUUGCCUCGUCGACCGCCAUUAGAAGUUGCUUUGGCCCAUGCUCGUGAGCUUAUUCUUUUAAUGUCUCGCUCUGGAUUAGGAUCUUGUGCCUUUUCCAAUGUUGACGAAAUUCUUCACUGA